Molecule: messenger RNA, 1200 nt
Organism: Puma concolor (puma)
Lineage: Eukaryota; Metazoa; Chordata; Mammalia; Carnivora; Felidae
Gene: EXO5
Product: exonuclease 5
Biological process (GO): interstrand cross-link repair
Cellular component (GO): nucleus
Molecular function (GO): single-stranded DNA 5'-3' DNA exonuclease activity
Source: RefSeq, a predicted model, not a curated record
GAUGGGCAACAGCCUGUGCAGUGUGGAUCAGAGAGGAGGAAAUGCCACAAUGUGAGGGACUGGACAGGGCCUUGUGCCAUGGCAGAGAAUGGGGACGAGGAGACGGGGUCAGUAGAGGCCUCAGGGUUCUCAGACUUGAGUGACUCAGAGUUGCUAGAGUAUCUGGACCUGGAAGAUACUCAGGAGUCAAGUGCAUCACUUAGCAAGCCUGGUCCUUCUUCUGAACUCCCUGGGAAUGAUGACAAGCUCACAAGCUUACCAAAAUGGAAAAGAGGAUUGGAUGUCUCAUCACCUAUGGAGCGAUUCCACCUUAAAUAUUUGUAUGUCACUGACUUGUCUACUCAAGACUGGUGUGAACAGCAAAUGGUAUAUGGGAAGGAGCUUCCUGGUUUCUUGGCUCCUGAGAAGGCAGCUGUUUUGGACACCGGUGCCAGCAUCCACCUAGCUAGAGAACUAGAAGUUCAUGAUCUUGUGACUGUCCCCACCACCACUAAAGAAGAUGCUUGGGCAGUUAAGUUUUUGAAUAUAUUAUCAAUGAUUCCUGUCCUGCAGUCAGAAGGACGCAUCAGAGAGUUUCCAGUGUUUGGAGAAGUGGAGGGUGUGCUGCUUGUUGGAGUAAUUGAUGAGCUGCACUAUACCGCCAAGGGGGAACUGGAACUGGCUGAACUUAAGACACGCAGGCGCCCUAUGCUCCCUUUGGAAGCUCAGAAGAAAAAAGACUGUUUUCAAAUCAGCCUAUACAAAUAUAUCUUUGAUGCCAUGGUUCAAGGGAAAGUGACCAGUGCUAGCCUAAUCCACCACACAAAAUUAUGUCCAGACAAGCCACUGGGACCUUCAGUGCUGAGGCAUGCCCGGCAGGGAGGCUUCUCUGUAAAGUCCUUGGGUGACCUCAUGGAGCUAGUCUUCUUGUCUCUAACACUGUCUGACCUCCCAGUUAUUGAUAUCCUAAAGAUAGAGUACAUCCACCAAGAGACUGCCACAGUGCUGGGUACAGAGAUUGUGGCCUUUGAAGAGAAGGAGGUGAGAGGCAAGGUGCAGCACUAUAUGGCCUACUGGAUGGGCCACCGAGAGCCUCAAGGGGUUGAUGUGGAGGAGGCUUGGAAGUGCCGGACAUGCAACUAUGCAGAUAUCUGUGAAUGGUGGAAGGGUGGUGGGGUGCCCAGCUCCAUUCUAGAGCCCCUAGCCAAAAAAGUGAAAUGA